Molecule: messenger RNA, 7739 nt
Organism: Dunckerocampus dactyliophorus (ringed pipefish)
Lineage: Eukaryota; Metazoa; Chordata; Actinopteri; Syngnathiformes; Syngnathidae
Gene: rnf207a
Product: ring finger protein 207a
Exons: 18
Coding region: 375-2183 (602 amino acids)
Biological process (GO): regulation of cardiac muscle contraction; regulation of heart looping
Cellular component (GO): perinuclear region of cytoplasm
Molecular function (GO): transmembrane transporter binding; Hsp70 protein binding; zinc ion binding
Source: RefSeq, a predicted model, not a curated record
UUUGCAGCAUUUUUUCUUUUGCAUUUGUUUUUGAUCUUGCAGCAUUUUCCCAUCGCACUGGUGUUUUUUGGGUCAGUCCUGUGUUGUUUCUGUGUGUUUGCCUGUAUCAGCCACUGUAAUAAAUACUGGCCCAUGACAGGCUGCAUGUGUUGCUCUUGAGAUGUCAUUUCCACACUAUUCUCCGCCCUCACCAGGACAACUGCAUAGCCAAUGUGCACUAUCCAGUGGCCCUGUUGCACUUUGGCAGCACAUGGGGGGUUGGCAUGAGGUGUGUGCUGUCAGCUGCCUAGCAGAGGCAGCCCCUAGGCCUACUAUUGAAGAGUUUCUGCAUUGUUGUCAUUCCUGCUGGGGGUCGCUGAUAGCGGCACUGAAAGAUGGCAGGAGGAAUUCUCAGCAAUUUGGACAGUCUGUGUAAUGUGGACUGCGCUAACGUCCACCCCCUGGUGUGUCACCUGUGCCACGAGCAGUACCAGUCCCCUUGUCUGCUGGACUGCUACCACAUCUUCUGUGCCCGCUGCUUACUGGGCCGGACCAAUGACAGCCGACUCAGCUGCCCCCUCUGCGGAUACCUGUCCAUCAUAAAGGGAAACAAUGGCCUCCCGCCAGAGGACCGUCUGCUCAAGUUCCUGGUGGACAACAACGCAGACACAGACGAGCCGGUGCAGUGUGCCAAUUGUGACCAAGAGAGCAACAAAAAGGACACAGGUGUGAUGUUCUACUGUAACACCUGUAACCAGCCUCUGUGCUGCGCUUGCAGGGAGCUCACGCACAAGGCCCGAAUGUUCUCCCACCAUGACAUCGUCUCGCUGGCCAAACGUACUAAAGCCAAACACAGGAAGUGCGCGCUUCACGAGGAGCCAUACAUCCUCUUUUCCACUGAGAACAAGUCCAUGCUUUGCAUCAAGUGCUUCCGAGACAUGCAAGUAGAGAGUCGCACUCACUGCAUUGAUAUUGAGACGGCCUACGUGCAAGGAUGCGAGAUGUUGGACCAGGCUGUGCUGGUGGUGAAGGAGCUGCAAACGUCCACUCGGGAAGCGAUCUUUCUGCUGAGGUCCAUGAUAGGAGAAGUGUGUUUGAAUGUGGAGGAGGAGGAGAGCGCCAUUUGCUCUCUGUUCAACAGUCUGCAGGAAAAAUUGGCUGAGAGGAAGAAGAUUCUGCUGAAAGCUGCUCAGAGCCAGCAUGAGGAGAAGGAGAAAGCAUUAAAGGAGCAGCUCUCGCACCUCACAUCACUCCUGCCAACACUCCAGGUUCACCUGGUCACCUGCUCUGCCUUCCUCAGCUCAGCCAACAUGUUUGAGUUUUUGGACAUGGGCUACCAACUGAUGGAGCGACUGAAGAGGAUUGUCAAGCUUCCUCAUCGCCUCAGACCAGUGCAAAGUAGCAAAAUUAACACAGACUACCGCAGCGAGUUUGCCCGUUGUCUGGAGCCAUUGCUGCUGAUUGGACAGCGCUGCGCCCCUUCUGUCACCGGCUCCUCCAGCAUCGUCACAAGGCUGCAGUCGCCUCUGUCCAUGUCUUGCCGCUCCCUGUCUCUCAGUGAGAUGCCGCUCGGCUCUGUUUUCGGGCGGAGGCCCACGUCUCACCGCAACAUCUGCACCAAGGUCCUCCUGGCUGAGGGGCGGGAGACGCCUUUCACCAAGCACUGUAACAACUACGAGAACAGCUACAGGACUCUGCAGACAGAGAUACAGAACCUGAAGGACCAGGUCCAGGAGCUGCACAGAGACCUCACCAAGCAUCACUCCAUCAUCAACACGGACCAAAUGGGUGAAAUCUUGGACCGAUCGCUGCACAUCGACAGCCAGAUAGCCUCCCAGUACUCCACAGUGGAAACCAUGAGAGCCAUGUUUGAAGAGAUCUGGGACGAGACUUUUCAGAGGGUCACCAAUGAGCAGGAGAUCUAUGAAGCCCAGCUUCAUGAUCUGAUGCAAUUGAAGCAGGAGAACUCAUACCUUACCACCAUCGCCAGGCAGAUCAGCCCUUACAUCCUGUCCAUUGCCAAGGUCAAAGAGAGACUGGAGCCCAGGUUCCAGGAGCCCAAAGAGCACCGUGACGACCGCACAGAAACAAUGUUGAAGAUUUACGAAGACAGCACAAUGGCAACAGAGAGACAAGACAGUGAGAAGCAGACAUGCGUGACAGAACAAGACAGAGACAAGAACAACCAUCCUGUCGUGCUGUAGCCCCGCCCGUGUAAAAAACUAUGAUCUGAUUUCCCUGCCCCUCAUGAUGCCGAUGGAAAGCCCAGAUGCCUUGACGCUGUGUGACCUAGAACCUCUAUGUGACUGAGCAGGGUGGCCAGUGGGGCAAGGGGGUGGGAAGCUGUCAGCGGCUCAGUGGGUGUGAAACCUUUGGGUGUCGGUGCUAAGUGGAUGUGCAGACAUGGAGGUCAGGCUGCUGUCAGGACUUCACAUGGACCCACCGUGAAGAGUCGCCGCUCUUUAAGGCCCACGUGUUAAUAAUACGGAGGUUGUGGCGUCUUUCACACAGAGACGAGCCACCAUUUAUCCACCUGUGCUUUUUAAACGUCACACACCAAAUCAGGAUAUUUCUAUAAGACGAUGACGUGACAUCAACUCAACUAAAAUACGACAGUGACAAUUGCUUUCAACACAACAGGGUGGGUUAAGCGAGUGUCAGGUGUUAACCAGGCAUUGACAGAUAGUGUGCCGUCUACAUUACAGCUGUUACUAACCCCAAAGCCGGUACUGUAGUUUGGAUCGGAUUCCAAAGUGAAAUACAGUCGAACCUCUGUUUUCAUCAUUAAUCCAGAUUUCAAAUGGUCAGACGAAAACCCAAUUGUACAAAAACCCCAUAAGAAAUCAUGUUAAUAUAUUUACUUAUAUUAUAUUGAAAUAUUAACACAAACAAUUGAAAAAAAAGGAACAUCUAACAUCACUUCACUUUUACCCAACACAGAGAUGAAUGGAGGGAGGGGGGGACGUAGCAGAAGAGAAACGCAGACGCCGCUUCAUGCUAGUCCCUUAUAAGCUCAACUUUAACGAGCGGACGGUUAAAGCUGUAUACUUGCUCAAGUCAACUUUAUGUAAACUUCAGCAGCAGGUACAAUCAUUAUUACACACACUGGCCUGGCAGGGUCUCACUUAAACAGUUUCCCCUGGAAUCUGUUUACUAGGAACCUCUCCAUUACAAGCCUAUUAUAACAGAUGCUAUUUUUGUACACUGCUAUGGUUUCUUUCUUGAAUUCAAUAGUGUGCCACUUGCAACUGUGUUUGGCGUCGUACUGGCUUAUUUUGCAGCCGUACUCAAUAACAAAGCACAGACUGACACUCAGAAAUGCGCAGUGCGCUUCAUCAGCACAGGUAACGCAGUGCUUAUUAGGAAGAAAAAAGGAGACAGUUGUUCAAUAAAGCACCCGCACCCAUGAUAAAGAUGAUGAAAGGAAUCUGUCUAUAUAGUGUCCAAACUCCAAAAGUACCACUAUCCGUUCUUCACAGGGACGGUGCUUUCUUUUAGCACUCGAUUCCGCAGAAUAACACGCGCAAACAGACUGGUUUGUUAGGUGCACUGAGAGGGUGUACAAAAAAAAAGACAUUUUUGGCAAUAAUUUGUCAAAUACUGGGUCAUAUACAAAAACUGAUGUUUCAUUGCAGAUUUAAUCUGUUCUAGGGUCAACCUGUUUUUCUUCGUAGAGGUUCCUACAGCCAGUCUACGUGCAAAAAAUGCAAGAAAUGCACAGAGGGCGCAUGUGACGUGCUCAUUUUCGAGCCAUAGACUGGCCGCAGAGGUUCUUCGUCAUGUCAAACAAACUCUUUUCAGGUUCCAAGACAAACUUACGCACUUCGUGUGUUGUCCAUGCGGCCAAAGUGUGUCUUUCGUACGUUUUGCUGGUGUCAAGUUUGGGCAAAAUGUCAGUUUUUUCGUACGUCGUACUUGUGGACUCCUAUGUGGGUCAUGCGCACCACACGUGCACCCCACACACGUAAUUAGUGCAGUGGACGCCCGUUAAGAUAUUUCAUACGUCCUCCGUGUGUGUCGAGAUUUUACUCCUCCAUGGUCAUCACAACUACGUUCUCCACAACCCCCCCAAAAAAUGGUGCGUCCGGUUGUGACCUAGGCUUUAGCAUAAAUCUAAGGGCAAAAACCAGACCACGUUUUCCUCCUAAUCGCCACACUUGUUUCGUUUUUUUUUUUUUGUUGGACUGUUGAGCCGUAAGUUUCUCGAAAUUUUGGAUUCUUCAACCGCUGCAGCACUCUAGAAGCGCUUUUUGUCUACUUUGUUGGCUUUUGUUUUUUGUGUUCUUCGGCAUGUACAUGGAAAGUAUUGAAUGUGUAUGACGUGUGGAAAGCGUUGAUUCUCUGUGGCUGGGGUCAUGUAUGUUGUAUACGUAAUUAUCCUAAGCGUGAUCGUAUGUCUCAUCAUUGGAUGACAACAAGCAGGUACAGCUUCACUCAUAUCUAAAAAAAAUACUGGCUUAACAAAAAAAAUAAUGCAGUUUUUAUAUUCUGCACUCUAUACAGUCUAUUGUAAUCGCACCGGGGAGAGAGGACAAUGUCGUUUUGAUGCUGUGCCUUGGAUACAUGACUCUUGAAAUAAAUCAUAGCCACCGACAACGUCUAGUAUAAUUACGUAUGAGAACAGAUGCUCCGCCUUAUUUUACAGCGUACGUCUGCUUUAACCAAUGAAUGCAAAAAAUCUAUUCCAAAUUACACAAGUUAAUGUCACUAGUGUCAUUAUUUUGUCAGUUUUGGACACAAGUCGAAUCUAAAGACAUUUUUAUCCUGAAACAAUGUAUUUAAUUAAGUGGCGAUAAUAGAAGUCGUUUUGCAAGGGAAUAAAAAGGUCCAGUUUUUAAUAACCCUAAACAAUUUGCAUUUGGACAAACAUUAAAAAUGGAUUUGAAUGUAUACAUUCAUAUAUUAAAAAAACAGGUAGCUUUAACUGUAGCGGGUGCACUGCACUUGUGUCAAGACAACGUGAGCUCCAGUCACCUUCAUAUCUCACCCAAGAUAUUUGAAAUUUACUUCUCAGGGAGGAAAAAAAACAGUGUUUUUGUAGAACAACAAUGCGGUCCUGACUGAUGGAAGGAAUAGCUUAUUUACAUUUCAUUGAUGUGAGCUAAAGUUGGGAAAAAAUGGAGUCCUAGUUUGGCCUCAGGCAAGCGCCGUGCUCCGCAGAGAAGGUCCGAGGUGUGCAUUCAUUAAAAAUACAUUUGUGACAGCCUGGUAACAAAUGACUGUGCCUGCUCCCUGCUCCUGCACCUCCCCGAGGUCGUUCAUCAUCGCAGGCCAACAAUCCGCCUGCUCGCUCUUCAUUAUUCCCCCACCUGAAGUCUGACUGGGAAGGUUAUUCCAAGUUAUUUUUGUCGGCCACGGCACAUUCGGAGGGUUGUUGUUUUUUUGUGAGAAUAGCACAUAAGACUUUUGGAGACGAAGCAGCCACACUGCAAGCUCUAAUCACGUAAUUGAGCAUUAAAGAUGGAGGAGAGUUAAAAUGAAAGUUUAAUGAUCUUCAUGGGGGAAUUUGGGUCACUGAGGAAAUAGAAGAUUCACAUUUAAAAAAGGAUACAAUUAGCGUAAAUAGAGCAGAUUUAGAGGGGGGGAAACACAUAUGGUUUUAUAAUGAGGAUGAGAGGACCUGCACUUUAUUUUUUAAUCACUUUGAAAUGUAUUUUUUAGCUGAAUUGUAUUAGCAUGCUUUCAUGUGAUUUAAUGUAUCUCCAUUCUUUAUUAUACCACGUUAUUUUGUUGCAGCCUCAAGCAGACAGUUUGGUUGGUGCCUGCGGCCUGCAAUCCAAUUUGGAAUCCAUUUUGAUGCCAUCAUCACCAGUGAUGCAUGAGGCUGCAGUUUGAAAAGGUCAAGGGUCGAUGGCGUUUACCCCCUUCCUUUAUAGACCCUGCUGAUGUGCAGUUCGCUCCAGACGGGAGGUGAAGGUCGGGUCAGAUGAUGUUUAUUAGACCAGAUAUGAUUCUCUCACUUCAUCAGAGUCAUGUAGGUCAAGUCAAUAUCUUCUUUUAUCGUUAGUCACCGCCCUCGUGCCGUUCAUAAAAGUAAGUCAAGGAUGUUAUUUUGACCCCAAGCGACCUCUAAAGCCACCCCACUGAGGGGCUUUUUGGUUCAUAUUUUGAGUGUCUCUUUACUUUAGCAGGUAAAGCUACGUUUUUGUCAGCAAAACCGAACGUUUAAAUACCAUCUUAAUGUGUGCGCAACUUGUGCGCUGAACUGAUACUUUUGUACUUUUUGUACAACCCGCAACACAAUGUAGAAACGGGUGUAUUUACUAUUUAGUCAUUGGGGCACUCCGCUUCCUUUAUGUAAUUUCGGCCACUUUUUUUCCCUGCUUUUGAAAUCUUAGUUAUCUGUCAGCUUAAGUUGCUAGUUACAUAGCCAUGGUUUUAUCGAAAAUCUCGAGGGAUUUUUAUGACCUAUCCAGUGAAUCAUCUAAUCGCUUGUACUGUAAUUGAUAAGAACAUUAAGUGACAUUUAAUGUAGUUUACCGCUUUAUACACACGUUUGUGGUGAAAAUCGUCACUCUCAGCUUCAUCUACUGCGUUCUCCUCGGCUGACGCCGAGUAGCGGCGCUGCUGUCCUUGUGUCUACGUUUGCUGUGACUGAAAAAGGUGGACGCCUUCGGUAGUUUUUAUAAAAACCGUUUUCCACUUGGCUUCUCCUCUUCUCCGUUCCACUGGGGUAACUUCGCUAACGGCUUUGUUUCGCUCCAUUCUUCCGGAAUCCAUCUGUAACAUGGAAUAGUCCAUUGCAUAAAGCAGUUUAAACGCUUAUGAAAGAUUGCGCAAUUUGAUGUAAUUUUAAGCGCAUGAAGACUAAAACAGUAAUACGUACUUUAAAAAUUGAAGAUAGAUUUUCAUGAGAUGUUUGGGGGGCCCCCAAAUCGCCUGUGUUUGCCUAAUGGUAAGCCUGCCCCUGUGUAGAAAUAAAAUUAAACCAAAAAAUUGGAAAAAUAGAGCAAAAAGCCAGAAUGUGAAGCCAAAAAGCUGAAAUGUUGCUACUAAUAACUAAUAAUAACACAAAGCUUUGUCUUGAAAUAGAUGCACACAUUGUCUGUUCUGCUAUGAUAGCAUAUAGCGCCACCCCAGGAUUCAAAGACAUAGCGCAGGUGCGAUCAAUAAAGUCUUUUCAUCCAGGGAAAAAAGAGGGACGCUCUCACAAACACGUCAGUCACAAAAUACAAAAAUCCAAGAAUGUAAAGGCUGGUUAUAGAGCCCAGCUAGACGCUCACCAAAACGCAAUAAGCAAGCAGGGCGGGGAAAGUCCACGGCAAAUGCAGCAAAUCCACACGAGUCCCAACUGAACUAAAUAGCAGCCUGAUUAGCAAUCACCAACAGGUGCUCCUGCCAGCCGUGACCAGCAGUAGCAAAGUCGCUGCACAUGACCCCGAAACAGGAAACAGAAAACCAAAUUAAGAGCACCAAACCGUAAACAAUGUAAAAACAGAGAGAAAACGAAAUUUAAGUCAUGUGGAACAUGAUAGAUAACAUUUUUGUAGCCUUUUUACAAAAUAAAAAAUAAAAAAAAUCAAACAAAAGAUGAAAAAGCAUUAACAGACCCAAAUACAGUAAGUACAUACGUACAUGUAUUGUUAUCGGUAAAGAUGUACAGUCAAAUAAGAAGACAAUUAGGCCACAUGGGGGUGAUUGAUGGUCAAUGCCAACAUGUGUCCUACUCACUGAAAAAGAUCAUUCAAACAAAGCCAGUGGUUGCCCAGUACUUGUACACAGUACAUUAUGAAAUAUAAAUGCAAUCAAUAGUCAUGCAA